GCAAGGCAUCAGUGACACCCUCUCAGCUUUUGACCUGAGGAGUCUCUUUGACUACGUCAAUUUAUUUCAAAGCACAAUGAAGCUGAGUCUUGUUCUAUCGGCUUUUUGCCUUCUUACCACAGUAUUUCUGUGUGGAGGAGAGAACAUUAUAUCAACUAGCAUCGCACCAAAAACCACUGCCUCAACUAACGUAUUCAGCACGACCACAGACAGCCCAUCCAGCACGACCACAGACAGCCCAUCCAGUACGACCACAGACGGCGCAUCCAACACCACCACAGACGCCGCAUCCAACACCACCACCAUUAUCCCCACCAUUAUAACUAAUUCUACUGAAUCAGUUCCUACAACUGAGAUUGUUAAGGAAUCCAAUUCAGGGCUUUCACCGGGCGCUAUAGCGGGCAUCACCAUCGGCUCCAUUGCCGGUGUGGGAGCAGUCGGUGGUGGUAUCUUCGGUUUAUUGAAGUACACAGGGAAGAUCUAAGACCAGCUGUUGCACAAUAAGGAUCGAAGUGGAUGUAGAGCGUCAGAUGAAACAUGUCCUAUCCUGAGAUCAGACUUAAUCCUGACCAUGCUGAGUGGAUUGAGUAAGGCCUAAAUGUCUGAAUGGCUCAAGAAGGAAUAAACUGAUAUAUGUAUAGUAUAUGUAUAUUCAAGAUUAUGAUCUCAUGGGCCAAGAGGAAGACAUAAUAAUGUCUGUUUCACCACUUUGCUAUUUUGAUUGCUUGACUGAUGGCCAGAAAAUAAUCCUUAGCUGAUCAAAACAUUUACAUAAUAGUAUGAAAUGUAUUUAUAUUUUAUCUGAUAUGUGUAUCUUAUUGACAGAUACUACUCAUCUAGUGGGUUAAAUGUAUUUAAUUUUAUGAGUUAAUCUUCCUAAUGUCCUUCACAUUUGAUGUUUUGUUUCAGUAUAAAGGGUAGACUGUUUAACUAUAAAAAAGGUUUUUUGUAUAGAAACAAGAAUACAUAAGCUUUUGUGUUCAUUUAUAAAGGUAAAAAAUCUUUGUAAGUGAAUACCGAUAUUUCCUUUAAGCUAAAUAA
Pundamilia nyererei is the source of this 1041-nucleotide messenger RNA. Its product is annotated as mucin-2-like. The transcript has 4 exons. NCBI's taxonomy places the organism in Eukaryota, Metazoa, Chordata, Actinopteri, Cichliformes, Cichlidae. The record is from RefSeq and is a predicted model, not a curated record. Bases 77 to 484 code for a protein of 135 amino acids.